This is a messenger RNA of Mugil cephalus (flathead mullet), 951 nucleotides long. RefSeq names its product axonemal dynein light intermediate polypeptide 1-like. The coding region runs from base 94 to 861 and encodes 255 amino acids. Gene Ontology annotation, cellular component: axoneme; filopodium. Gene Ontology annotation, molecular function: dynein heavy chain binding. The transcript has 6 exons. The record is from RefSeq and is a predicted model, not a curated record. Lineage: Eukaryota; Metazoa; Chordata; Actinopteri; Mugiliformes; Mugilidae.
UGCCAUGCCAACGCAAACAGUGACCAUUGCCAGGACUGUUGACCGAGGGUUAGGUUUGGUUACGUCGUUAAUGUUUUUAAAUCGUUAAACGCAAUGAUUCCACCGGCCGAAUCUCUCCUUAAAUAUGACAACCCAGUUUUGAUCAGCAAAGGCACAGACAGAAAAUCUCCAAAGGGCCGCCCCUUGAGACUGAGCCCUCAGCAGCCCGCUGACUCUGUACCCGUUCCACCACCUCCUAAACCAAAACCAGCUGCUAAUGAAACCACCAGGCAGGAGAACGAGGAGAUCCUGAACACCAUCCUUCCACCCAGGGAAUGGACGGAGGGAAACCAGCUUUGGGUGCAGCAAGUGUCCAGUGCACCAUGUUCACGAGCAGAUGUUAUUCACCUGGAGGAACUCUUGAACUUGAGGCUGCAGCAGAGACAGGCCAGACACACAGGAAUCUGCCCCAUCCGCAGGGAGCUCUACUCCCAGUGUUUUGAUGAGCUGAUCAGACAGGUAACCAUCAACUGCGCUGAGAGAGGCCUGCUGCUGUCACGGGUCAGAGAUGAGAUUCAAAUGACUUUUGCUGCCUACCAAAAACUGUACCAAAGUGGCAUGGCUUUUGGAAUGAGGAAAGCACUGCAGGUUGAGCAGGACCUGAUUGACAUGGAGCAAAAAAUUGCAGACCUGGAAACUGAGACAGAAGACCUAAAGAGGCAAAUGAAUGAACAGAAAGCUAAAUGUGAGAAUAUUGAAACGAGAGAAGCUGAGAAGAGAGAGGUGGAGGGGCAUAAGCACACUGAGCAGAUUCAGUCCCUGAGGAAAGUCAACCAACAGUUCAAGAUCCAACUGGAAGGCAUAAUUGCGCCAAAGAAGUGAAAAAAGCCAUUUGUCAGUGAAAAUAAAUAAUUAAAAAAAUAUAUAUAUUAUAUUAUAUUAUUUCUGUUAAAUAAAUGAACCUGAGCUGAA